Molecule: messenger RNA, 9726 nt
Organism: Porites lobata
Lineage: Eukaryota; Metazoa; Cnidaria; Anthozoa; Scleractinia; Poritidae
Source: the annotation of a GenBank genome assembly
AUGUAUGCCGGUAGACCAGCGACGAAGGAUAAAUACACCGCAAGGCAUAAGACAGAAAGACCUUCAUCAGACUAUGCGAAAAUUCCACGGGAGCUGGAUCAGUAUAUAGUGGAUCCCACGACAAAAAAGCGCUAUCUUCGAGGCCGCUUUCUCGGCAAGGUACCCUGGCGUACGCUCCAACAUAUCUGAACAUAUGCAUAACCGCCAUUUAAAUUUAAAUCCUGCAGAACACGAGCAAACGAAUCUUUGAUCGAUAGUUCAUAUGCUAUAACUGCUGUUCUCAUCAUUCGUUCUUUUUCUUCAGGGUGGAUUUGCAAAAUGCUACGAACUUACGGAUAUGGAAACGAAAGAGAUUUUCGCUGGCAAGAUUAUCUCGAAAACUAUGUUAACGAAGCCACAUCAAAAAGAAAAGGUGAGAAUGAAACAACGCUAACCGAAAAUUCUUUGGAAAUUCAUUUUGAUCCUUAAUUUUUCCCAAUUUUUCUUCGGAUGUUUGUAGAUGUCUAUGGAAAUUGCCAUCCAUCGUUCCGUGGGGCAGAAAAGAGCUGUUCACUCAGAAACGCACAAACAGAUUGUCGGGUUUCAUGGUUUCUUCGAGGACUCGGAUUACAUUUACAUCCUUCUUGAGCUCUGUAGACGAAGGGUAAGUGGCGAAAACAGGAGAAAUCCACUUUUUAAAAUAUUUUGUUUCAUUUUAAGGUCUCUCUCUCUUUACUGAAUCUUUUUCGAUCUUCUGAUACUGUUUUUGAACAACCUUUAUUCUGGAUUUCAAGUACACUUUUUGUUUUGUUUUUACUUUUCGGCGUUUUUUGCUUCAGUUUUUUUGAAAAAUUAAUUCUAGUUGAGCAAAAUUGAGAAAAUUAUAAAUUUAAAAAAGGAAGUGAAAUAAAAAUGUUGCUUACUUGUUUUAGAUCCUAGCGAAAGGUUUCUCCAUUUUUCGAUUUUAGUCGUUGGUUUAGAGUUCAAGUUGUUAAUUUUAAAAACUCAAACACGUAGAUUAGAGGUUCUGUUUGCAUCCUUUGUUCUUGAUUAAACUUUCUUUUUUAUAGUUUGUUUAAUAUAUUAGACAUUUUCUGGUCCCCAUUUUUUGCUUUUGCCUCAAUUUUGAUCACCCACUAACUGGGAAGAUAAAGUACUGCUCAUGCAGUUUAUUUUUUAAGAACCCUUGUUUUUUUGGACACCUGUUGAUGCUCUAUUGAAUCUGAAAAAUAAAUAUUGCAUGAAAACUGCAUGACAAAGGAAAUACGAUCAUAAUGAUUUCAAACAGAAUGAUAUUUUACUCUCUAGAUUUUUGUGAUGAUAAAGACCAAAAUAUUUGGUUCGUUGUAGUCUAGUUCACAUCCUUCAGUUCAAUGUAUCUGCAAGAUUUGUUUCAAGAACCGUUUUUGGGGACAACCUGUUGAUAGCAAUUAUGAUUUUAAUUUAUGCAGGGAAAGCUCAGUUGAUCUCAAAUUUACAUUUUCAUCAGGCAUGUUCAAUAAACAUGAGAUUUGUUUGAUGAAUCACCAAAUGCAUUAUUAAACUGUUGUUGUAUUUCUUCCUUCCUGGUAUCUUUAUUUUAAAAAUGUAUUUUUCUUACGUUUUUAGUUUUCCUUUUAGAAAUUUACUAUGUUAAGAAAGUGUUAUUUGUUUUGUCACACAUUGCAGCAGGCUUUUUCAGAUGUUAUUUAACAUGUUACCUUUUAAGUUAGUGUAAUCCUGGAACAAGACUUGAAAAAUUUCUUUAAUCUAAUCAAGAAACCAGUUAAUGGAAACAUGGAUAAUAGAAAGACUUUCUAUUAUCCAUGAUGGAAAUAAGGAAAGAUGAUAUAUUUUAAUUUUGGCUUCCCCGGCACAUUCAAAUGUAAUUAAACUCUACUCUUUAGUGCAUGUACCAAAAUAUUAAAGAAAAAUGAAAAUCUGCUCAACUCAGUCUCAUGCUGUGUAUUUGAUACAUUUAUUUUUAUUGUUUUAAAUGUGGGUGGGUUUUCUUUGGUAACAAAUUGGUCUCUAUAAAAGCACAGAAAAUCUGCUGUCUUGGUAUUUUUGUGCGAUUAGACUUUCUCCAGCUCCCAAAUCAAGUAAUUUAUUGGUUAUGUGCUGUUUAUGUUGAUACACGAUAGCGCCAGAGCCUUUUUACCUGAAGGCGUCUACAGAAAUGCCCUGACUGGGUCUUUUUUUUCUUUCAACAAAUUAAAUUCUCCCUUUGUUUUCUAAGAAUUAUGUAGUUUUUUUAUUUGAAGUCACUUGGACUUUCAAGGCUGUGCGCUAAGGAAAAUUGAAUGGAGAACAGUACUCUGUGCUGGUAAAAUCCAGGGUGCCCAGCUUAUGAUUUGUAUAAAUAAAAAAAGAUUUUCUAGUCAGCCAAGAUCAUACAUUGGGCACCAGGGGCCAGUAGGCCUGCCCAAUAUUAUGUUGUGCAAUUAUUUAUUUGCUGUUUUCAUUUCAGUCCAUGAUGGAACUUCAUAAGCGCAGAAAGGCCCUGACAGAACCAGAAGUACGGUACUUUAUGAAGCAAAUUGUAGAGGGCUGUAAAUAUCUGCAUGAUAACAGGAUCAUUCACCGUGAUCUCAAGCUUGGGAAUUUAUUCCUAAAUGAUGAAAUGGAGGUCAAAAUUGGUGAUUUUGGUCUGGCAACUAAAGUAGAGGUUGAUGGUGAAAGGAAGAAGUAAGAAGUGAAUCAUUACUUUAUUUCUUUAACCCGCUAACCCAUGGCAAUAUUUUUGAGGGUUUUUCUUCAAAUGGCAGAGUCUUCAAGCUUUUAAAAUGUCAUCCCAACUUUGACAAGUAAUCGUCCACUUCAUUCCAGCCUGUGCUGAGCCAAAACACUUUCAACAGUUCUUCUGCACUUAAAUUGAAGUAACAUUUAGCAAGACCAGGCCAUCAUUAGACAGUAGGUCUUGGUUCAGGGCUUAGAUUCAAAUACUUUUAUUUGUUGUUCAAUUAGUAAUAUGAAUAUCCCUUUACUUUUCAGACUGAAAAUGUUGUAAUUUUGCGUAUAACUCUUCACUCUAUUUUUAAUGGUAAUGUCAGUUGUCAAUAAUUAAUAUGAACUUUUUUGAGAAAAUGGUUUUGUAAUUUUCCAGGACUCUUUGUGGUACUCCUAACUAUAUUGCUCCUGAAGUGCUUAACAAGAAAGGACACAGCUUUGAAGUAGAUGUCUGGUCACUAGGAUGCAUCUUGUAAGUAACUGAGACACAUGAAGUCGGGAAAACCAUAAGUGCAAGUCAUAAUCAAAAACUGUACCUAGGAAUGAGGGCUGCGUAAAGUUAAAUUUCAAGAAGGCUACUUAGAGUCUGAGAAAAUGGCCGACAUUUUGCAAUGCCACCACUGAUUCCCCCAGCAUAUGACAUCUGAGAAAUGAUUCAGUCUGAGCGUAGAUUUUUCAUGUUGAUGACUUGUCACUACCUAGAUCAGCCUGGUAGUGCUUCAUAUUGGUCGUGCAGCAAGGGAAAUUUGCUUCAACCAAUCAGAAGCACUAUCCAGAUCUAGGUACUGACACAUCAUCAGUAUGGGGUUUCUGUGCUCAUUUCGCAGAUGUCAUUUUGCAGGGAAACUACUGGUGGCAUCGCGAGAUGUUGGCUGUUUUUUCUCAGGCUAGAAGGGUGCGCAAAGACCUCUCACUAUUAUUUUGAGCACUGGAAAUAAGCUAAAACAUCAAAUCCUUUAUUCAAAGAAUGAUUUACACUGAUAUGUUCAGUUUUCUUGCACAGAAAAUACCUAGUAGACUUUGUUAUGAUGAUAUCUUACUUGAUGCAUACCUUGGUUGCAGGUAUACUCUUCUUGUUGGCAAGCCACCUUUUGAAACUCAGAGUUUGAAAGAAACGUACCAACGAAUAAAGAGAAAUGAAUAUUACAUUCCGUCAAAAGUUUCCCACACUGCCCAACUGUUAAUCAUUAAACUCUUGAGACCAGAUCCCGCGACCAGACCCAACCUACGGCAAGUUCUUGAAGAUGAGUUCUUUACAGGCUUCACACCCAAUCAUUUGCCAAUCAGCUGUCUGACAAUGGCACCCAGGUUUGCGACUGGUUCAUCAGCGCAUCUGCUUGGGGUUGGUGCAUCUUCUCGGAAGCCGCUUAAUGAACUGAACACUCAAGAACAACAAACUGCUACCACUGGCAGAAGAGACAAGGUAGCCUUUUUGGAGAAGGUCAGCAAAAGGAGAUCCCUGGGUGUAAGAGUCUGCGGGGGAGAAAGCAAACUCAUUCAACCAGGAGAAGCUGUUGCUGAAGAGUUGAAAGACGAAGAUCAGGAAGGUAGGUUGGAAAAUUUGAGGUACACUUUACAUUGACAGAGCUCUGUGUUUGUUGAGUUUGUAUUCAAAUGUUGUACAUCUCUAUGCGAGAUAUGACUGAGCAAAGAUCAAAGAGCCCUUACUUAAAACAACAUGUUGGAAAAUUUAAAGUCUUGCUAAUGAGGUGUAUGUGUCCACUUAACAAUUCUGUUUGUUGAAUUGACAAUUGUAUUUAUGUAAUCAUACAUAUGUUACUUUUUUUACUCACAUUUGCUGUGAGGAUCAGUUUGGUGUACAUUGUUUUUCCUAAUGAUGCCUUUUUCUCAUCAUGAGGAGCACAAGAACUUCACCUUGCGUGGAAGAUGAUAGUUGUUGAGAUCCUGGUUAGUGGGUGACUAAGCGGUGUUUGAUUGUCUCUCAUUAUACAGAUAUCCCUAAAGACUGUUAUACCUCACAGCUGCUCAGCCAGAUUGUUUCAUGCUUGCAAUCCAAUCCCGUCAGAGCUAAUUUUAAUGAAGGUAAAUUUAACUACUUAAACCAUUCUAUUUAUGAUAAACUUCUAUUUAACUAAAAUUUGUCUACUUUAAUCAUUAUUGCUAGUCCAAUGUUCUCACCACUUAAUAGCAAAACUGUUUCCUUUACAAUGUCGAAGCUAGCAUGUAAAGAAAGUUGUGUUCAUCCUGUAUCCUGGGGCUAUUGGAUUAUGCGAUCAGGCUAGUGAAUUCUGUUUUAAACUUGCCCUAGUAUGGGCAAGUAAAGCUUUUGGGGGAAUUCAAUUACAGGAGUACUGUAAACAAAAUGUUUAAAUUUCUAAUUCAUGUAGAUUGAAAGGUGUUCUCCAAGCUGAUCUAACAAAGUAAAAUUAUUACACUUAUUUUACUAACUAUGAAUAAUAUUAAUAAACCAAUUAGUUAACUAAAUGUGUAAUUACUUAUCAUUAAUUCAUUAUUAUUACAUGGCUACAACAGUACUGUACCCUCGCUCUGAUUGGCAACUAAGCUAAGAUUUUCUUGUAAUGACCGGGCAUUACUAGCUAGGUGUCCAAGGCAUAUAUAGUCUGUGUUUUUAAACACAAAACUUGAUAGUGGACAUCCAUAUUAUGGUCAAUUGUCAGCUGUCAAAAAAGUCUAUCCUCUGACCAGUGUCACAUGACUGUAUUGUGGGCUCAAGUGUACAACUCAUUGAGGUGACAUUUUUUUUCCACUGACGAGUUAUUGGUUUUUGAUUGAUAGUGGGCUCAGGUCCAAAAUUUCUCAUGGUCAAAGAUACUAUGUCUUGUGGUUUUGAUAGCAUUGCCAGGAUCGUUUCGGUUCGGUGAAAAUGAGCUUGAAUGACCUUUUAUGCGUGGAUGUUGAAAAUUACUGCCUGUGUUUUUUAUUGAAUAGUGCUUAGUAGGCCAUAUAAUAAGUAACUUAUUAACCUCGUCCAUACAGUCAUUACACCUAGUGAAAUCUCAGACUUUGGCUUUGAUGCAUUGACCUCUCUUUCAAGGCCUCGGUCUGAGAUUUCCCUACAUGACUUUACUCCUGGUUAAUAAGUAAAAUAUAAUCCUGCCUGUCAAAAAAAAUUUCAGGCUGGUUAAAAUGACUCUUUGGGUAGUACAUGCUAUCUACAGCUUUUCCUUGGGGCAAAAAGCAGCAAAACUGACUUUGUCUGUAACUGUAGCAUGGUUGAAGGCUAAUGAAUACUAUAAUCUUAUUUCCUCAAUAGAUGAGGCGGAGGAUCCGGCUUCUGUUCCAGUGUACUGGGUUAGUAAAUGGGUGGAUUAUUCAGACAAGUACGGAUUUGGUUACCAACUAAGUGAUAACAGUGUGGGUGUUCUUUUCAAUGACCAAACAAGACUUAUUCUUUACCAGGAUGAAGUGUAAGUAUUUGACAUGCUGUUCCCUUCUCUGAGGUUAUUGUGAUCAAGUAGACUGCGAGCGAUAGAUUGAGAGCAUGUGUGAGGAGUGAGAGGAAUGUUUUUCUUUUCCUCUCUCUGCCCCAAUCUCUCCUCUUUUUUACUAUAGAUUUGCAUAAUUUUACUUUUUGCACACCCCUCGUGGCUCAAAGAAAAGAGGGACCAUCACUUGUGAUCUAGUGAUGGAGUGUUCAUAAUUUCACAGAGUGUGGAGAGAGAAAGACCGCCUGAUCACAGGUUAUCACUGACACCAUUCAAAUUUUUGUAAGCUAAAACCCCUUUAGAUUUUUUUAUGAACAGUUACCAUUGUAUUAACAGGAGCUUAGCUGGGAAUUUCCCAUCGCUAGACACGAUUUUCCAAAUCCACCCUAUCAUGUCUUCCAAAUCCCUUUUUAUUUUCAGGUGAUUGGACUUUUUUUUUUUAUUAAUGUAACAGUGAUGGGUUAAUCAUCUCUAUUGGAUGUAGGACCAUGUUUUGCAUGUUUUUUUUGGAAUUUGGAAUUUUGAUUUACAAUUUCCUUUGAUUUUCAUUCUCUAAAAAAAUGUUUUUUGAAAAAAUUCCAGUAAAAUAUUCGAAUAAUGCUUAAUGCUUUUACCUCACCAAAAUGCUUGAACAAAAUGCUAGCAUAAUGUACAAAACCCUAAUACUAGAGCGCAGGUAUCUGUGCCUUUAAGUUUAAUUAAUUAGUAGUAUUUGUUUCCCGUUUUUGCAGAAAUCUACAAUACAUAGAAGCUGAUGGAACAGAGUACUUUCACACGCUCAAAGGAUACCCCAGCCAACUUGAAAAGAAAGUAACCCUUCUUAAAUACUUCCUCAGCUACAUGAAUGAUCAUCUUCUGAAGGUAUGCAAUGAACGUUUUGACUCAAUAACAUUCCCUAUUUAUUUUCUUGUUCGUUUGCGUAAAUUUAAAUCAGCUUGUGCACUUCCUGAUCCAAGAAGAAAUCAUAUACGCUAAGAAUCUUUUCCAGAGACUAUUUCAAGAUAAUUAGCCUGCAAAAACAUCCGUUUCUCCUCGCUCUUCGCUGCUUGGGACGUUUCGCGAGGCGGAAACGUCCCUGGCGGCGAAGAGCGACGAGAAACGGAUGUUUUCGCAGGCUACAAGAUAAUUGCCUUGUAAAGGAUGUACUAUAUCCAGAUUUUCUUCAAACUUGGCACAUUAAUUGACAGCCAUGUAAAGGACAUUGAAAAACUUCAAUAAAAAAAAUGAACACUGAUAUUGUUUUUGUCCUGCGUGCUAAGUGUUUUUCUUAGUUGCGUGCGAAAUGCUCUUAACUUGAACAGCAAUCAAAAGUUAUCUUAAUGUUUGAUUUCAUAGGCUGGUGCAGGUGCUAAAACUGUAAGAGAGGAUGAAUCUGCCCGAUUACCUUUCUUGAAAAAGUGGUUCCGCACAAAACAUGCCAUUAUACUCCAUCUUAAUAAUGGCACUCUUCAGGUAAGGAAUUGUGACUUGUUUUCAUUGAUAAGGUACACCAAAAUUUAGUCCCAAGUUCUCCUGCUCAUCCUGGCGGGGGGAUGGGGAUAGAAUGUGCGUACCGUCCACCUGAAGCUACGAACAAACGGACGCAACAACUCCCAACAUUGUUGGCCGUAUAAACGUUUGACCGCUUUCAAACGUUACACAACAAAAUGCAACAAGGUGUGCAAACGGACGCAAUAUGUAACAUCCAUCAAUGUUCUGAAUGUUGGGAGUUUUUGGCCAACAAGGUUGCGUCCGUUUGCGCUGGGCCUCAGGCUUUUUAGGCAAAUGACCAUUUCGAGCUAUCCACGUAAUUAGGGAGGGAAAACGUCGCUGAAAAAAUAAUUUGUGUCCUUUCAAACUUUAUCUCGUCUUUCUGGAACCGCUCAAUUCAGGAAAAUUCAUCGUAGUAUGUUCACGUCCUCUACAAAACGUCAUAUUAGGUGGUUCCACCCCGUAGUUGAGUAGUGGACAUCAAAGAAAUGUUUGCACGUGCAGAACUGUUGUUUUACACAUAGAACCAAUAUUGCGGGACACAUUUCGGCUCCAGUUUCAUUCUCGUUUCAAACUUGAGGAAUCAAGAAUUGUUUUGCUGUAAUUGGGCCCCGAUUAACUAUGAAAUUCCUUCACCGCCUAGUAAGCGCAAGGGUUUAUUCUUGAGCGCGGCCUUGCGGAAUUUCCGCAGUUUGGAGAAAAAUGCCGCGUAAAAUUUAUUUUGCCGCGUCAAAUCGGGCGCAAAGAAAAUAGACCCAAGGAUAAGUACUAUUGAAUGUUCCAAAAUGGCGGCAAAGCGUUAACAAACGUUCGUUUUCUCAUGGAACAGUCUGUACCAAUAAGUUAAAUGCCAAAAUACCUUUACCGUACCUUUUUAAAUACCAAAUACCUUUUGGGGGACCCCAUUUCUUGAAAAAGGGCCCCCUACAACUAAAGAAGGGGGUCCAUUUGACCCUCUUUGGCCAAUUUCUAGAAUAAACUCUGAAGGGGUAUAUAUAGAUUGAAAGAGUUAAAUCAAUGAACAGUUCUUCGUUUGACCUUGCAUUCCAUUUUGGGGUUUUGAGUGUUCAAACAUUUAACAUUACCUUGCUCUUUUUUAUUCUUUCACAGCUUAACUUUUUUCAGUGCCAUACCAAGAUUAUUGUAUGUCCUUUGCUGGGAGCUGUGACCUUCAUUGAUGAAAAUAAAAGACUCAGGACAUUCCCACUAAAGAACAUUGAAAAACAUGGCUGCUCCAUAAAGUUGUAUACCCGAGUGAAUUAUGCUCGCAAAAUGAUUCAAAAGCACAUGCUGCCUGAAAGUGAGAAUCAGAACGGCAAAAAGGAAUAAUUAUGAAACAGUGUAAAUGCUAUGAAUAUUUUACCAUUCUCCUAAGUUCUUCAGAGAUCCCUUGCAUUCUGAAGUUCCCCCUUUGUGAAUAUAGUGCUGUACACUACUCACAAUUGGGCUUGACUUACAUGGAGAUUUUCUCAUUUUACUUGAUGGCCCUAUGGGUAAACUUUUAUACUCAAUAUUCCUGCAUUAUUAGAUUAUUUAUUGUUAAAUUUAUGCAAGACUUAGUUAGUUUUUUUCUCCGUUCACAUGAUUUGUUGCUGGAUGUAAAUAGAUGAUUCUAGAGACUGGACUAGUUAUCUUUGCUUCUUCCUACAAUUUUUAAGUCAAUUAUAGUGCGAGUGAUAAUAUUAUUACGGUUACUUUGGUUUGAUCUUUGUGCCCGUACGCGAUAGUUAACGGCAUUCAUUUAAAUUCUCACUGGAACUGUAAAAAUUAAUUAAUUAACUGAUGAAUUUGAAACAGCCAAAUUUUAAAAUCAUACGAGUUUCAACCCAUAUUCGGAAAAUGAUGCUGUUUGUUAGAUGUUUAAAUGUUUGAAUCUUCGCCUCCAGAUUUUUUGCCGUCCGUCCGGUCAACGCUUUGACAGCAAAAAUCAAAUUCUCGUACUAUUGUCAAUUCAUACUUGUGAAUCAAUCAUUUGACACCGUUGAGAGGAUUACCCAUUCCCUACUGUCUUUCAGUUAUACAGUACUAGGAAUGGAUAACAUUUGAUCCACAAAUAGCUAUUGAAGAAAAUAUUACAUUAAUUGUUUAGCAUGUGAAUGGAAUUAUUUAGCUUUUCCCCUUGAACAAAAGAUAGAUAUUCACCCAUUAUAUUAAGAGAGGG